UCAAGAGCUCUUCUAGCAUUCACUUGCUUGCUUAGCCAUCAGUGCUUUGUUUUUGCUUUCCCUGCUAUUACGCAGCAUUGUUCCCUUUAUUUGUCAAUAAAGCACAUUCGUGAUCUCCUCGCGCUUGCCUGUUACACUGAUGUUCAUCCCGAAGCAUUUGCCAAUAUGCUAAGCUAUCUGUAUACCUACCGCGUUGAUCUCAACCGCGAGACGGUCUUCCCUACGCUGUACUGCGCCGACAGAUACGAUGUGCCAGGGCUCGUCGAUGCCUGCUUUCAGUUUGCCAUCUGCGCUCUUGAAGCGCGCACCUGCUUAAUGCAUUUGGGCUUGGCAGUUGAAUGGCAAGCUGCAGUCUUCGUGGAACCCUGCUUAAAAGUGAUAGAUGUUCAUGCCGAAACUGUUUUACACUCCGAAUAUUUCAAGACACUGGACAAGCGAACACUGGAGCUGAUUCUGCCGCGCUGCACAUUGCAGGCAAAGGAGAACAGCAUUUACGAGGCAGUCGCAGCAUGGGCUGAAGCAGCCUGCAUCCGCAAUAACGAGGAGCCAAAUGCUGCCAACCGGCGGCGAAUGCUGGGCGGACUGCUCUUCCUUGUGCGAUUCCCGUUGAUGAGCGAGCAGGAACUGCAGGAUGGACCCGUUGCGGGUGGGCUGUUACUGUCAACCGAAUUGUUGGACCUUUCCCUAACCAAACACGCCGCAGCGCAGUCGAAAAAACCACCGUUUUCGGCUCAGCCACGGCAAAUGCCGUCGACGUAUGAUGGCAAUUUUUGCACACUGCCGGACACCGUAACGGUUGUGUUGCGACGUGGCGAGGACGGUCAACUAGGAUUCUCGAUAGUAUCUGUUGGUGGGAAUGGAAAGUGGGCUGGAGAUAAGCCCAUCUUUGUGAAAACGAUCGAAGUCGGAGGAAGAGCCUAUGAUGACGGACGACUACAGCCUGGCGAUCUCAUUAUGCCGGUGAACGGACAGAGUUUGAAGGAAGCCACGCACGAUCGGGCAGCCAGCGUGUUGCGGAACGCCGGAAACGUAGUGGUCUUGGACGUUAUUCAUGUGAAUUUGUAUGUGUCUGCUCACCAUUCCUGUACCACUCCGAGUGGAUGCUCAUGGAUUGUGCUGCGGGAGAAACUUGGACUACUAGCAAUAAAUAAUCAAUGAUUGGUUAAGUAAUGUUAACAGUUAAAUAAGCAGCAGUUGGCUAAGUAGUGUUAACCAAUUGGUUAUAUGCCAUGAUUGUAGAACGACCGCCGAUAUAAGCAGCUAGCAGCUACUACUCUGACUCUUGUUUUGCUAGAAGUAUUGGUUUCUUCUCUCUUAUAACUGUGUGAAACAAUCUAA
Messenger RNA from Paramacrobiotus metropolitanus, 1338 nucleotides. RefSeq names its product BTB/POZ domain-containing protein 6-B-like. The record is from RefSeq and is a predicted model, not a curated record. Gene Ontology annotation, cellular component: cytosol. Gene Ontology annotation, biological process: neurogenesis. The coding region runs from base 166 to 1158 and encodes 330 amino acids. Gene Ontology annotation, molecular function: protein binding. The transcript is spliced from 7 exons. NCBI's taxonomy places the organism in Eukaryota, Metazoa, Tardigrada, Eutardigrada, Parachela, Macrobiotidae.